AUCUUAAAUAUAAGAUCUGACUAUAAAUAUCGGCCUCGAAGUUACGAAUCUUUUUUUCUCUGUUGAACGUAGCCAAUUUUUGAUCGCUGCGCGCGUCGCCACCAAUUUGACAGUCCACAGCGAAGGGUGGGGGCUGUGGUGUACCACGGCCAUAUUUGCUACUUGCGUGUGACUUUUGAAGAACGGAUAAAAAAUAACCCAACUUUCUUCGUACCUUUCUGCGUGAAAAAGAUGUUGCUUUGGAGAAUUGUCCACUGACUGUUCCUACGUUGGUAUCAUCUUAACGCGACUGCGGCUUCACGCCGAAGUCUUUCAUCUUCCGCACGAAGGCUAUUCCCUUUUACCUGGAAAAUGAGUUUUUUCGGUUUUGGUCAGUCCGCCGACAUAGAGAUUACAUUGGACGGCGCCGAAACAAGGAAGACUGCAGACAUUAAAUCCGAAGAUGGCAAGAAAGAACGACAUUUGUUGUAUUAUGACGGCGAAACUGUAUCUGGCAAGAUUAAUAUCAGUUUAAGAAAAGCUGGUAAAUUGGAGCAUCAAGGUGUUAAAGUAGAAUUUAUCGGACAAAUUGAACUAUAUUAUGAUAGAGGUAAUCAUCAUGAGUUUACCAGUUUGGUGAAAGAAUUGGCAAGGCCGGGAGAGUUAACACAUAAUACAGUAUAUACAUUUGAAUUCCCAAACGUGGAAAAACCAUUUGAGAGUUACACUGGAUCUAAUGUGCGACUAAGAUAUUUCUUAAAAGUGACAAUUGUACGAAGACUUAGUGACAUUGUUAAAGAACUUGAAUUAGUUGUGCACACGCUUAGUUCCUAUCCAGAUAUGAAUAAUCCCAUUAAGAUGGAAGUUGGGAUUGAAGACUGCCUGCAUAUCGAAUUUGAAUAUAAUAAAAGCAAAUAUCAUUUGAAAGAUGUAAUCGUUGGAAAAAUAUACUUUCUUUUGGUUAGAAUUAAAAUAAAACAUAUGGAAAUAGCAAUUAUUAAACGUGAAACUACUGGUUCUGGCCCCCAUACGUUCACUGAGAAUGAAACUAUAGCGAAAUAUGAAAUCAUGGAUGGUGCACCUGUUCGAGGAGAGUCCAUUCCUAUAAGAGUAUUCCUUGCUGGGUACGAUCUAGCACCUACAAUGCGUGACAUUAAUAAAAAGUUUAGUGUUAGAUAUUACCUAAAUUUGGUUCUCAUGGAUGAAGAGGAUCGUCGAUAUUUUAAACAGCAAGAAAUAACAUUAUGGAGAAAAGGCGAGAAAAGCAGGAAAUCUCAGACGGCAUCGCCACACAUGCCGUCGCACUUAGUAUCGGCCGAAACGGGAUUUCCACAAGGCGUCGCUCAGAACGGCCCACCAUCUGUACCACCCGGUGCUCAUGGUCAACUGCCAACAAGUAACAUUACGAAUGUGGAGGAUACCACAGCUCCGAUUGAAGGCAUGACACGAGAGGAAGGAGAUGGCGAAGGUGAGAAAGAAGGCGGUCCAGAAAGUGAUUAAAUUUCGGCGUAUAAUUUCGUCACAGACGUCGGUUAUAAUUCAGAUUAGUUAUAAACAUGGUUAAAUAUGGCUGGAAUAAAUAAAGGAUAUAAUGCGAAAGAAAUCAUUUUGCAAUGAAAAGGAAGAAGAAAUGUUUCCUUUAUUGCGUUGGGAGAUUUUUUUAGUAAGAAAAAUAGCGGGGUGUGUAAAGACUCGCUAGUAAAAUUGUAAAUAUUUUGGAUACACACACACUGACACAUACAAUACAUACACAAUUGAGAGAGCCAAUGUGAUUUGUAACUAGUUGAUUACCGAUCAAAAUUAUAAUUAAUACUACCAAAAAAAAAAAAAAACAAAGAUUUAACCAUAAUGGAGAAAAGAUAUGGUUCCAAAAUUGUUUAACAAAUUGUGUGCUGGAAGUAUGAGUAUAAUGUGAACCCUAGUUUAAAUAUUCCUGAAUGGACGGCUUACUAAUCAAAUAUUAAUCAACGAUAUAUUUUGCAAAACAUCUAGAUGUCACAGUGUUCUAAAUGUUUUAUACAGGCAAUGCCCAUUGAGACCCGCCCGUUGUAUAAUUCUGAUAAAAAUCGAAGUCUCAUACAGCAUCGUUAUGUGUUACACAAAGAGAUUUUAUAAAUAAAAAAAAUGGAUAUGUAUACUCACAAAGGCUGCCCCAUAUUAAUCCGUUCAAUCUACAAGUUUACAAAUAGCGAUUAACAGCACGAGAAGGCUGCACUUGUGUUAAUCAUACAUAUAUCUUUAAUAAUAAUUUAUAAUGUGAACACAUAUAAAAGAUAUCUUGAGCAAAGAUCACAUUUAUUUUUAGAACGACUUUAUAAAAAAAAAUAAAUGAAAAAAUAAACGUCGAUUAUUGCAUGAUACAAGCUAUAGAUAAUCUUUUCCUUUGAGUUUAGCUAUUGUGACAUAAGAAGACAAUUUCAUAAGAUAGAAAUUUUUAUAUGUAAGAGCGUGCGUUAUGUAAUAACAAUCUUCCAAACAUGAAUUAUAUGAUAUCUGCUCAAGACAAUAUGCCUUUCUUGACACGAAAGUGGACUAUAAUAGAUUAAAUAAUGGGGUAGCCACCUCGUGUAUUUAUAAAUAUAUACAUACAUAAUGUAGUUCACACGUAUGUGCAUAUAUAUAAAUACAAUUCUUUAUUUUGGCAAUAACAAUCACAUGAAUUAUUCAUGAUGUUUGAUAAAUUGUAAGACACCUGACAACAAAAAUUAUUCGUCAUGUAAAGACAGAUAAUAUAGAAUAUAUUUUUAAAUGGACAUUAGCAUUGAGAACUGAUUUUGAGCAUGAGAAUACUGUAUGUUAAUUUGGUUAUUAAAUAUUUAUGUACAUCCAUUAA
Messenger RNA from Dinoponera quadriceps, 2812 nucleotides. RefSeq names its product vacuolar protein sorting-associated protein 26B-like (gene Vps26). The record is from RefSeq and is a predicted model, not a curated record. NCBI's taxonomy places the organism in Eukaryota, Metazoa, Arthropoda, Insecta, Hymenoptera, Formicidae. Gene Ontology annotation, biological process: intracellular protein transport; retrograde transport, endosome to Golgi. Gene Ontology annotation, cellular component: endosome; retromer complex. The transcript is spliced from 6 exons. Bases 352 to 1479 code for a protein of 375 amino acids.